AUGCAAGAGAAUGUUGAUUUGCCUCCUUGUGAUCAACAUUCCUUCAGUUUCCCUCUUUUCCCGCAUCCCAAGUUGGUCGAAGAAGAGCACAACCCACCAUUUUCGCCGCAUUCAUUUCCGGGAUUCCCACUGUGCACAAGCCGCAAGCGAGGGAAUGGCGGUGCGUCGCGGGCUCUCGACCGAACACGCAGGAACGGAGGGAAUUUGUCGCGCGAUCGCAACUUUGACCUCGAACCUGCGACAAGAGAGAGCGCAGAGAGAGGGAAGAGAGUGGAGGUUUUUGUGAGAGAGGGAGAGAAAAAGACAGGCUGUGAAAAAGGAAAGGAACGCGCGACAAACGAUCGUGAGGAGAAAUCGCUGCGGCCAAAACGAGGGGGCGAGAGAGUGCGUGCGGCCGAGAGGGUUGUGAGAAAAAGAGUGAAAGUUUUUGAAACCGAAAAAGAACGAAAAGGGAAGCGUCGCGCAGGCGCAUCGCAGCGACACAAACGAGAUCGGUGA
Molecule: messenger RNA, 498 nt
Organism: Bursaphelenchus xylophilus (pine wood nematode)
Lineage: Eukaryota; Metazoa; Nematoda; Chromadorea; Rhabditida; Aphelenchoididae
Source: the annotation of a GenBank genome assembly